Cuscuta campestris is the source of this 3228-nucleotide messenger RNA. NCBI's taxonomy places the organism in Eukaryota, Viridiplantae, Streptophyta, Magnoliopsida, Solanales, Convolvulaceae. The record is from the annotation of a GenBank genome assembly.
CAUAUGUGUCAAGGACAGGUGGAAUUAAAUCACGAGUUAGCAAAUGUGGAGCCACAUCUUAGUAAAUUUCUCAUAUUAUAUUGUAAUAGAGUCAAUAUUAUUUAAAAAAAUAAGUGAUAUUAUUUGUUUAUAUUUUCAACAACAAAAAAAAGUUUGGUGUGUGGAGUGGGCCGUCGUAGGAGUGAUCAUUCUGCCCUCUUUUUGAGUUUGUCGAAGGUGACUCGUCGUCCUCGGAUCCGAAGGUUCAUGUUUGAAAAUGCAUGGCUUAAGGAUGCAGGGUGUAAGGAUGUUAUAAAAAGUGCCUGGGAGUCUUCUAGCUCACUGUCAUUGCCUGCACGACUUGAACAUUGCGGUAAAGAGUUGGCAGCCUGGGGUGGAGACCGUUAUCACCUUUUCGCAUCAAAUGCGGAGGCCAUUGCAGUUCGAGAUUGUCUUGUGGAAUAUGAGCGGGUGCCAGGACAGCAAGGCUGGAGAUUACUCACUCAACCUGAUGCUUUGGUGUCUCGGGUCUUCAAAGCAAGGUACUUUCCCACCACUUCUUUUCUUGAGGCUAAGUUGGGGGGUACGCCUAGUUACUGUUGGCGAAGCAUUUUGGCUGCCCAACCCCUUAUUAAGGCAGGGGCCCGUCAUAGAAUUGGCAAUGGUUCUGACACUCUCGUUUGGGACAGUCCGUGGCUUCCAGACAGUGCUGAUCCACAGGUGUGCUCGGAUCUGACAACCCAUUGGCCUAAUUUCCCAGUUUCUUUUCUUAUUAACAGAGAGAGCGGUGUCUGGAACUUGGAGCUACUGCAUCAGAUCUUCGGCCAAAGGGACAUUGACUUGAUCCUUAAAAUUACUCCAGAUAUCAAUAGAGGUGACCGGUGGUUUUGGGCUGGGCAGUCUCAUAGACAGUACACAGUGAAGGAUGCCUAUCGUAAAUUCAUGGGUGAGGCAGGUUUUGUACUUGGUUUCUCAAACUGGGGACGGCUUUGGAAGAUCUCGGUGGCCAUGAAGGUGAAGGUUUGCUUAUGGCGUGCUCUUCAAGGGCUACAGGUUGUGGCAUGGACUAUUUGGGCGCUCUGGAAAACUCGAAAUACCGCUGUCUGGGAGCAGCGUGUGGUUAUGCCGCAGGCUGUGGUUCGGAUGAUUCACUCCAUGGUGGCAGGAUGGAGAAAUAGGUUUGAUGCUACUGGACAGGAGGGAGCCGUUCUUCCCCUUCAUAUUCGUCGGCCAGGUGUGUUGCAAUGCUUUGUGGAUGCAAGCCUUUUCCCGCGGACUGGACGUGUUGGCUUUGGUGGAAUUCUACUUAGUCCCGAGGGUCAAUUCCGGGCAGCGUGUAACGGACCUCUUUGCUACGUUCAAGAUCCACUGGUGGCGGAAGCUUUGGCAUGUCGUGAAGUACUUUUGUGGCUUAGACGGUGUGGUGUGCGUGAGGUCGAGCUCUAUUCGGAUUGUCUUAGCGUGGUGCAAUUGCUAUGUCAAGAGCACUGGUUUUCUGAAGAAGAUAGAGCUCGGAUUCUUCAGGUCCCGAUAUUGCCAGCGCUUUCGGACCAAUGGUACUUGGCGUUGGAUUCGUCUGGGGUUUACACUGUUAAAAGUGCGUACAGGAAGCUUACUGGGGAGGCAGCAGACACGUCCUUUUUUAACCAUUGGAGCAGGUUAUGGAAGCUAAAUGUGCCUCCUAAAGUUAAAGUUUGUUUUUGGAGGGCCCUGCGGGAUAUUUUGCCGGUUGCAUGUUCGCUAGAGAGCAAAGGAAUACAGAGACUGUGGCGGGUGCUGGGAGUCAAGGUUGUCAAUAACCAGGGCCUUUGUUUCGAUUCGCUAUUGCACUGGGCAGAUUUCAACUUUGGCAGUAGGGUCGGAAGGGAAAUGGACUGCGUGGCGGCGGGGAUCUGGGCACUGUGGAAGGCGGGGAACAUGGCCAAUUGGGAGAGUAAGUUGCCGAUAGUGGGUAUCAUCGAGGCUUGGACCAGGGAGGCUGUGGCCUCAACGCCAUCAAACUGUUCGGGGUCGAAGGCACCAGUGGCGGAGGCUAGAAUCUGCGGCAUUACGUGCUCGGUGGAUGCAGCUGUGUUCGAGAAUGCUCGGCGGGUGGGAGUCGGUGUAAUCCUUAGAGGUGAAGAUAAUUCUUUUAUUGGAGCUUUCAACUCUUGCAUUAACUGUCCUUUAGAGCCACGAAUUGCGGAAACCAUGUCGAUUAAAGAGGCUUUGUCUUGGAUUAAAGACCAUGGCUUCUCGGAGCAUAAUAAAAGGAGAAGAGGUGACGUAUAUGAGUUCACACACAUCUUCCUCCACUCCCUCGUUUUCGUGGCGCGGCAAAAUCAAUCUGCAGCGAUGUCCACAGUCACUGUUCCGGCGUGUGUCCCUCCCGUUUCCGAAGACUGCGAGCAACUCCGAGCUGCCUUCAAAGGAUGGGGGACUAAUGAGAAGUUGAUCAUAUCAAUAUUGGGUCAUAGAAACGCUGCUCAGCGCAAUUCGAUCCGGCAGGCAUACGCAGAAACCUAUGGGGAAGACAUCCUCAAAGAGUUAAACAGGGAACUCACUCAUGAUUUUGAGAAAAUAGUGGUGCUGUGGACACUGGACCCUCACGAACGCGACACGCUUUUGGCCAACGAAGCAACCAAGAAAUGGACAGCAAGCAAUCAAGUGCUGGUGGAAAUUGCCUGUACAAGAUCACCCAAUGAUUUGAUUGCUGUCAGACAAGCUUAUCACGCUCGUUUCAAGAAAUCCCUUGAAGAAGAUGUUGCCCAGCACACAACUGGGGACUUCCGCAAGCUUUUGGUGCUUCUGGUGAGCACAUAUCGCUACGGGGGCGAUGAGGUAAAUAUGACUCUAGCUAAACAUGAGGCCAAACUGCUGCACGAGAAGAUCUCGGAUAAGUGCUAGUCAUCAGAGUUCUGACCACUAGGAGCAAAUGCCAGAGCAAUGCAACCUUGAAUCACUAUAGAGACGAAUAUGGACAAGACAUUCUCAAGGACUUGGAAGGCGAUGGGAAGGAUGAAUUCACUUCCAUACUGAGAGCGGCAAUUCAGGCGCUCCUCUACCCUGAGAGGUACUUCGUGGAGGUGCUUAGGGGUGCAAUCAACAAGAGAGGCACGGAUGAAGGUGACCUGACCAGAGUGAUUGCGACAAGAGCCGAAGUUGAUCUCAAGGUUAUCAUGGAGGAGUUCAAGAAGGUGAAUAGCGUCCCUUUAGACCGCGCCAUUGCCAAAGACACCCGCGGCGACUAUGAAGAUAUGCUCUUGGCCU